AUGGUGCGAGCGCCAAUACCGUUGGUCAACCUCUCCGCAGUCCUGAGUCAAGAGGAGAUCUAUGAGCACUGCACAGUCUAUCACUAUGAUCCAACAUGUCAGAGCCGACGUAACACAGAGCACCUCACUGCGGCUACCGCGAUUGGUCAGCAUCAACAUCAUCUCGAUAAUGCUCUACUAUCGGAGCACAAUAAUUACCAACCGACGGCAUUAGAUGUCCAGGUUACCGAUCAACAGCACAUCGAUUUCGACAUCGAAGCUGGUGGGUUUUCGCAAGGCGAUGCUGCCCUCCUUGGUAGUCCACCCGCGUAUUCGUCAAUCACGGCACAGGGCGCAAGUCCCGUGGGAAAAGACGGAGGAAUGAUGCGGACGUCGGCACAUGGUUCAAACAUCAUCAGCUUCCCAUCAGAAAACGCAACUAUUGAAUUCCCACACCGGGAGAAUUCAUUGAUCGUCAGCGGAUCUUUCAACAGCAACUCGCACGAAGCGCUUCGUCAUUCCGAGCCAGACAAUGUCCAUGGUCUUGGACUCUUUCCCCCGCAAGAAUCGUUCAACGCUGGUAUCCAUGGAGAAUCUUUCACAGUAAACGACUCUUUCACCACUGUGAAGCUUUCUCCUCCGAUAUUGUCACAGCUCGACGAACAGGCCUUCGACGAGGAUUUUUGCCAGAGACACGACGCAAACUACGAAUAUGGUGGGGCCCACAUGAGAAGCAACCGGGAUGACGUGGGGGAUGAUGCUAUCUUGGCAAAAAAAGAAAGAUGA
Messenger RNA from Colletotrichum orchidophilum, 765 nucleotides. RefSeq lists its product as uncharacterized. Lineage: Eukaryota; Fungi; Ascomycota; Sordariomycetes; Glomerellales; Glomerellaceae. The coding region runs from base 1 to 765 and encodes 254 amino acids. The record is from RefSeq and is a predicted model, not a curated record. The transcript is spliced from 2 exons.